Messenger RNA from Nakaseomyces glabratus, 483 nucleotides. RefSeq names its product tyrosine protein phosphatase LTP1 (gene LTP1). NCBI's taxonomy places the organism in Eukaryota, Fungi, Ascomycota, Saccharomycetes, Saccharomycetales, Saccharomycetaceae. Gene Ontology annotation, molecular function: protein tyrosine phosphatase activity. The record is from RefSeq and is a predicted model, not a curated record. Gene Ontology annotation, biological process: protein dephosphorylation.
AUGACAACAGAUAAAAAGCUUUCAGUUGCAUUCGUUUGCCUCGGAAAUAUCUGUAGAUCGCCCAUGGCAGAAGCUGUAUUCAAACAUACUGUUAAGGAGAACAAUUUGGAAAGUCGAUUUGAAAAGAUUGACUCGUUUGGCACUGCUGGUUACCACGUAGGAGAAUCUCCAGACUCUAGAUCUUCUUCUACAUGCAGGUCUCAUGGCGUGCCUGUUAAUCACAGGGCUCAACAGAUCAGAGCGCACCAUUUCAAUGAGUUUGACUACAUCAUUUGCAUGGAUGAGUCCAACUACAAGAGUCUAGAGAGGAUAAAACCCAAGGGUUCCAGAGCACAGAUAUUUUUGUUUGGCAAUUGGAACACUGACUCAAAGUUCAAGAAGAUCGUGGAUGAUCCAUACUAUGGGGGUAAAGAAGGAUUUGAAUAUAACUUUCAACAAGUAACUUAUUUCAGUAAUGAGUUUUUGAAACAGGAAUUGGUUUAA